CUUUCGUGGUGUAAAAGGGUGAGGAAUCAGAGAAGAAUAGGGAAGACGAGAGAGAAGGAAAAGCGUGACAAGUAACUCAGAUAUAUCUGAAAGCCAGCCUCGGCCGCAGAAGAAGAAAGAGUUGCUCUCUUCCUCUGCCUUCGCUAGCUAGCUGCUGCUCCUCUCUUCCUUCAGAGAGAGACGAAGGGUAUCUUCUCGGUUUCCUCUCUGUCUCUGUCCCCGCCUACUCGUUCCUGAACCAACUGGUGGUUUGGCCUGCUGCCAGGGUCCUUUGUUCUUUAGUAGAGGUGGGAAGAGUCGAGAGAGAGGAUUGUUAUGCGUGCCUACAUCCACUACUACUCUUCAUGUACCAGUGUUUGGGUUUUCCUCUCAUUGUUUUCCUUUCUUUGGUAGCUUUCUUGUCUUUAGAUUUGGAGGAGGGACGCCGGAGGUUUUCAGGAGACUUGUGGAAGAUUGAGAUGCCUAAUGACAGAAAGAACAAAACGGAAGAUGAUGGAUUCAUGUUGGGUAGUGAGUCUUUCUUCUGUGCCACUGAUUCCGACCAGUAACUGAUCUUACCACAGACCAAAAGAAGGAACAAGGGUUGACCUACAAAGAUCUGAUGUUCCUCGGAAUCAUGGAGGAAGAGCACUGCAGCGACCAAAAGCCACACCCGCCGCUGCAGCAGCGAUCAUCAUCGGCAACGCCAAGCUCGUCGGCUGCUGUUCCUCAGAAGAAGAAGAAGAGGAACCUCCCUGGAAAACCAUAUACGGAUGCGGAGGUAAUAGCUUUGUCACCCAAAACACUGAUGGCCACGAACCGCUUCACCUGCGAGGUCUGCAACAAAGGGUUCCAGCGGGAGCAGAACCUCCAGCUGCACCGGCGCGGCCACAACCUGCCGUGGAAGCUGAAGAAGAAGAACCCGGACGAGGUCCGCCGCCGCGUGUACCUCUGCCCGGAGCCCACCUGCGCCCACCACGACCCGUCGCGGGCCCUCGGGGACCUCACCGGCAUCAAGAAGCACUUCUGCCGCAAGCACGGCGAGAAGAGGUGGAAGUGCGACAAGUGCUCCAAGCGCUACGCCGUGCAGUCGGACUGGAAGGCCCAUUCCAAGAUCUGCGGCACUCGCGAGUACCGCUGCGACUGCGGCACUCUCUUCUCCAGGCGAGACAGCUUCGUCACCCACAGAGCCUUCUGUGAUGCAUUAGCACAAGAAAACGCAAGGAUUCCGACCGGCGCGCACGCCAUCGGCGGCCAGUUGUACCCAAACAGAGGCAUAACGUCGCACUUCUCAUCCUUAGCUCAACCUUCCAACGACCUCCUCCUCCUGCGGGGAAAUAGCGGUGCGGAUCACAUCGACGCCACCACCUCUCGGCAGCCUCAGACAUAUCACCCGUCUUCAUUCUACUUCGGUGGUGGAUCUAACCAAGGUUUCGAUGAGGACCCGCAGCUGCUUCAAAGCAAGCCCUUCCGUGGCAUGAUGCAACUCCAAGAUCUCCAAACAGUGGCCGAUGCCUCUUCCUCUUCUGCUGCGGCCGCUGUCAACGCUUUCGAUCUUGGCUUCUUCUCCGGCAGCGGUAGCACGAAUGCCCUCAACAGUGCAGGCGGAGGCACUGAGCCGAUGACGCUGUUCGCCGGAGACCUCACGAGUAAUCACAUUAACGAUGACGCAAACAUAUCUUCUCUGUAUAACUCAUGUAUGCAGCCGCAGAUAUCAGCAAGCUCACUGCUUCAGAAGACCACAACGUGGAGCGGUGGCAACGGCAGCUCAUUGCUUAGAGGUUUCGGUACCUCGUACCACAGCUACACAUCUGGUGUUAACGAUGGAAGUAGACAGAGCUCAGGAGCUCAUGUGGAGAACCAUUUCCAUGACAUCAUGAACUCCCUUGCUAGUGACCAAGUGGCUGGUUUCAGUGGCUUCAACCCAGGUCUGGGGAACAUGGGCGAGGACGGGUUGCGCAGCAACCUAUCGGCCGGAGGCAUCGGAGGCUCGGACAGAUCAACAAGAGACUUUCUUGGUGUUGACAGCAUGAUUAGAAGAAACAUGGUGGGAGGAGUUCAGGAGAGGGAACAGCAUCUUGGCAUUGGAAUGAGAUCCAUGGACACAGAGAUGAAGUCACGAGGUGGGAGACUGCAAUAGAACAAGUGUAACUGAACUUAGUAGAAGUAAGUAGCUCAUCAAGCUUGAUGACAGUGGAGUUGAGCUCUAUCUUGGCUGGUUUUAUCUUUUAAAUCCCAUAGCUAAUUAAUUAGCCGCAGGUGAUAGUCUUUACAGACAAUUUUUUUUUCUUUUUUUUUAUAUUAAUCGUUGUUUUUGUUUUAAA
Molecule: messenger RNA, 2303 nt
Organism: Musa acuminata AAA Group (dessert banana)
Lineage: Eukaryota; Viridiplantae; Streptophyta; Magnoliopsida; Zingiberales; Musaceae
Product: protein indeterminate-domain 12
Exons: 3
Coding region: 602-2119 (505 amino acids)
Cellular component (GO): nucleus
Molecular function (GO): DNA-binding transcription factor activity
Source: RefSeq, a predicted model, not a curated record